UGGAAUUGGAGUAAAGAAAUACCCACUGACAGAUCUGAAUAGGCUACCCAACUCUCAUUCGACUGAAAAUGUAUAAACUACAGUUGUUGAGUGUGUUUUUAAAUGAUCGUUUAACUGCGGCUGCUGUGGAGAUUUUCGGGGAAGUAGAGAAAAUGGUAGUGGAGUACCAGGAGGAGAAUAAUCGUCUACGGAGCCUGCUGCGGAUCACACCGGACAUAAAACUAUGUAGAAUAGACUCCCUGCAGCUCUCUCUCGCUGACUCUGAAGAGGAGGUUCCCCCUGAGCAGCAGCACUGUGAGCAGGAGUGGAGCCCCAGUCUGGGACAGAAGGACCCAGUGCCCACACAGAUUAAAGAGGAACAGGAGGAAGUCAGGACCAGUCAGGAGGAGGAGCAGCUUCAAGGGGUGGAGCCUGAUAUCAUAGAGUUCAAUUUCACUCCUUCCUGUGUGAAAAGUGAAUGUGAUCAGGAGGACCCACUUCAGUCCUUGGCUCUUCCCCAAACCCAGACUGUGGAGAACAGAAAGAGUGGCUCUAAACCAGUAUAUCCUGAACCUCUUGGCACUGUGACCCACCUAAGGGGUCUGGACAUUCCCUGUGAUCCUCCAGAUAAUCAGAACAAUGCCUCCAGCCACAGUUCAGCCAUAAGCAGCAACCCAGUAGGACUUGACAGCAGCCCACAAUUGGAUCUGAUCCCACCAAUGGGGGAACUCUGCACCUGCCCCUUUUGUGGCAAGACCUUCAAACAAAAAGGAAAUCUGUCCAUGCACAUGAGGAUUCACACAGGAGAGAAACCUUUUAGCUGUGGUGACUGUGGGAAGAGCUUUAUUCAGAAGGGGGACUUAAGGAGACAUAUACUGACUCACACAGGAGAGAAACCAUUCAGCUGUAAUUUUUGCUGUAAAAGCUUCAAUCAGAAAGGGGACCUAAGGAGACAUAUCCUGACUCACACAGGAGAGAAACCAUUUAGCUGUUGUUACUGUGGUAAGGGAUUCAUUCGCAAGGAGCACCUAACUGCACAUAUACGGACUCACACGGGGGAAGUUUCGGUCUCAGGCAGAACCUAACCACGCAGGAACUGAUAUAGAUCUAUGAUCAAUUUUAAUGUUGAAAGCAUUCUGUAAAAUAAAGUUUGAUUUGAUUUGAAUGAUUGAGGUAAUGAUCAAACAGCACAGAGGAUUGUAGGAAAUUCACCGGUCUGCUGUUCAAAGUCUGUAGUUCUCUUCAUUAGAAACAGGAAUAUCUGAUCGUUUGAUUAGGAAUGCCUCUCGUGGUGAUAAAGGAAGGGGUCAGGCUGAUGUUGUUGAUGCCACGAAAUACAAUUCCAGAAAAUAUCUCCUUCCAUUUUCUCAAGAGUUUCUCAUCAAUUCAGUUGCUGCUCAUUCACGAUCUGAAAUUGCGAUUUGAUAUUGCGAUGUUAUUGCUGCUAUUUGAUAUUUUCGUAAACAUAUCGCUCCCUAUAUGUCUCCUGCAGAGAGACAAGAGAGCAUCAGAAAAUGUGUUUUGAUCAUGGAAAUAAAAGUGAUGAAAACAUGUUGGCUCACCAUUUAAAAAAGUAGAUGGAGAACGAAGCUAUAGGUUGAAAAGUACUUGGGUUUUGGUGCUGUUACAGCCGACUUAGCCGUAGCUAACGCCAUCUAGCAAAACAAAUAUACGUACUUUAUUAAUUAUUUUACAAAUCGAUACUUGGGAGUCAGAGUAUCGAUAUAAUAUCGUUCAAAGAAAAUAUUGCGAUAUAUAUCUGGCUAGAUUUUGUCCCCCAUCCAUAUUGCCGACUGGCUGUACUUUUGAUCUGCUGGCUAGAUUGUAACUGCAAACAGAUCCAUGUCUUCCUGCCUGUAGAGUAACCACACUUUUGACUCAAGAGAGGAUGCUAAGUAGUCCAUCUCUGAAACAGCUAGCUACAAGUCAAGUAGUACUUGGAAGUAGGCUUUACCACCCAACAGACACAAACAUUAUCAAGAACGCCUAGCUUCAUCAUCUAAGUUAGCUCGCUAGUUAACUAGUAAGCUAGACUGUUGGUUUAUAAAAGCCAAAGAAAGCUAAUCUAGUUUUUAUGAAUUUCUCAUGCGUUUAAAUGGCUAGAUAGAUGGCUAAUAUUGCCAUCCAGCCAGGCUAAUGUUGCCAUCAAGCUAGACCAUGAGCGAGCUAGCUAGAUAACAUGUAUUGUGUACAUUUAGAACUUCCCAAGAUAGUUCACAAAGUUGUCAAUUUAAUCAAAUGUAGUCAAUUUAUUCAUUACUAAAUGUAGCUAACAUUAGAUAGUUAAACCAGAGAUAAGGCAUUUGUAGAUCUAUAUGAUAGCCUCAUUAGCAGCUAAUUAGCAUUUAAUUUGGGAUAGGGGGUAAAUACAGGCAAAUAUAUUGAUAAAAUGAACCUUGUCCGAGAGAGUUAUCGAAACAUCAUGCCAGGGUAAGUCUACAUGAAACACAGCCCUUAUUUGAAGUGUUUCUAAAUCCCCUCUUAGGAAAAAUGGAGUGAAUCAGUAUCUCCCAAAAGAUCAAUUUAGCAAAUGCAGUUUGACCUCAACUAACCGGUGCCCCCCACAUUGACUCUGUACCGGUACCCCCUGUAUAUAGCCUCCACACUGACUCUGUACCGGUACCCCCUGUAUAUAGCCUCCACAUUGACUCUGUACCGGUACCCCCUGUAUAUAGCCUCCACACUGACUCUGUACCGGUACCCCCUGUAUAUAGCCUCCACACUGACUCUGUACCGGUACCCCCUGUAUAUAGCCUCCACAUUGACUCUGUACCGGUACCCCCUGUAUAUAGCCUCCAUAUUGACUCUGUACCGGUACCCCCUGUAUAUAGUCUCGCUAUUGUUAUUUUACUUCUGCUCUUGAACUACUUGUUACUUUUAUUUCUUAUUCGUAUUUUUUUAACUGCAUUGUUGGGUAGGGGCUUGUAAGUAAGCAUUUCACUGUAAGGCCUACACCGGUUGUAUUUGGCAUAUGUGACUAAUAAAAAUGGAUUUGAUUUAUAAA
Molecule: messenger RNA, 2983 nt
Organism: Oncorhynchus masou masou (cherry salmon)
Lineage: Eukaryota; Metazoa; Chordata; Actinopteri; Salmoniformes; Salmonidae
Product: zinc finger protein 41 homolog
Exons: 2
Coding region: 69-1064 (331 amino acids)
Biological process (GO): regulation of transcription by RNA polymerase II
Molecular function (GO): RNA polymerase II cis-regulatory region sequence-specific DNA binding; DNA-binding transcription factor activity, RNA polymerase II-specific
Source: RefSeq, a predicted model, not a curated record